AUGAAUGAAUUUUCUCUCUCUCUCUCUCUCUCUCUCUCUCUCUCUCUCUCUCAAAAUAGAGAACUCUCUCUCUCUCUCUCUCUCUCUCUCUCUCUCUCUCUCUCCUCUCUCUCUCUCUCUCUCUCUCCCUCUCUCUCUCUCUAUCUCUUUAUCUCUAUCUAUCUCUUUAUCUCUCUCUUUCUCUUUCUCUAUCUAUCUAUCUAUCUAUCUCUAUCUCUCUAUCUCUCUAUAUCUAUCUAUCUAUCUCUUUAUCUCUCUCUAUAUCUCUCUAUCCAUCUAUCUCUUUAUCUCUAUCUCUCUCUAUCUAUCUCUUUAUCUCUAUCUCUCUCUUUCUAUUUAUCUAUCUAUCUAUCUAUCUAUCUAUCUAUCUAUCUAUCUCAUCCUCCCCCGCAUUCUUCUGCAAAUAUCUUUGCAGCGGUGUCUGUAGCCGUUUUACGCGCGACAGUAUCUAUAGACGUGUUACACGCGGUAAUGUCUGUAGACGUUUCACACGCGGCAGUGCCUGUAAAUGUUUUACAUGAGGCAGUGUUUGUAGACGUUUUACACGCGGCGGUGUCUGUAGACGUUUCACAGGCGGCGGUGUUUGGAGACAUUUUACACGCGGCAAUAUCUGUAGACGUGUUACACGCGGCAACGUCUGUAGACGUUUCAAAUGCGGCAAUGUCUGUAGACUUUUCAUACACGGCAUUGUCUGUAGACGUUUUACACGCUGCGGUGUCUGUAGACAUUUCAUACGCAGCAGUAUCUGUAGACGUUUUACAUACGGCUUUGUCUGUAGACGUUUCACAGGCGACGGUGUCUGUAGACAUUUCACACGCGGCAGUGUCGGUAGACGUUUUACACGCGGCAAUGUCUGUAGAUGUUUUACAUGAGACACGUGAAACUGCAAACUUCUUCUUGAUUCACUCCUGCCUUUUCAGUCGCUACAGCCCAGAGGCUCCCGAACCUUGA
Molecule: messenger RNA, 951 nt
Organism: Acanthosepion pharaonis
Lineage: Eukaryota; Metazoa; Mollusca; Cephalopoda; Sepiida; Sepiidae
Source: the annotation of a GenBank genome assembly